Messenger RNA from Myodes glareolus (Bank vole), 1916 nucleotides. Lineage: Eukaryota; Metazoa; Chordata; Mammalia; Rodentia; Cricetidae. The record is from RefSeq and is a predicted model, not a curated record.
AAGGGGACACCAGUGUCAUCCCUCCCACUGCAGGUGGGCUAGGGCUUGAGAGAACACUAUUUCAGCAAUGAAGGGGAAAUGCCAGUGACCAGUGCUCAUGCAGGAAAGGAACAGGGGAGGGAGGGAAUUCAGAACUAUAGAGUAGAGGAAUACAGCGAAUAGGGAAGGAGUGGGGAGGCCCAGCCUUCCACUGUAUCCACCCCCCAGAAGGAAGCUAGUCUACUGUGAAGCAGUCCUUCAAACACAGAAAGCAAGAACCUCAUUCUCUGGAAUCUUUUCUUUGCCAACCAGACUAGCAGAGGUCAGUGAAGUCUCAGGAGAAUUGAGCAAGCCUGCAGCAAGGAUUGUAUAGGAAGACCACUUGGGAACACUGCCUUUUCUGUCUCUUGGAGCAGUGUUGUGGCACUGGGGAGAAUGGAAAUCAAAUUUUUGGUGAUCUGUCUCAAAACCCUCCUCCUCCUAUACUCCUUUGUCUUUUGGAUUACCGGGGUGAUCCUGUUGUUCAUUGGAGUCUGGGGAAAGCUUACCCUGGGCAUCUAUUUAUCUAUUGCCAAAACCUCCACAGAUGUCCCCUCUGUGCUCAUUGGCACUGGCACCAUGAUUGUCAGUUUUGGUCUAUUUGGAUGCCUUGCUGCAUGCCGAGGUAGCCCAUGGAUGCUGAAGCUGUAUGCUCUGUGUCUGUUGCUGGUGUUCCUGGCUGAGCUUGCUGCUAGCAUUUCAGGGCUUCUGUUUCACCGUGAGAUCAAGGCCAGCUUCCUGAGGAUUUAUGCCAACGCUGUGCAGCAUUAUAACGGCCGCGAUGAGAAGAGCCAGGCGGUGGACCAGGUGCAGUAUUCCCUGAGCUGCUGUGGUGCGACCAACUACACCAAUUGGGAAACCAGUCCCUACUUCCUGGAACAUGGCAUCCCCCACAGCUGCUGCAAGAAUGAAAGUGAUUGUGACCCCCAGGAUCUGCACAACCUGACUGUGGCUGCCACCAAAGUUAACCAGAGGGGCUGCUAUGAUCGGAUGAUGACUUUCUUGAAGGGAAACACAGGCAUGGUCAUUGGAGUGCUCUUUGCAGUCACUUUUUCCCAGCUGAUCGGUAUGAGGCUUUCCUGUUGUCUAUCCCGGUUCAUCAUGGCCCAUCAAUACGAGAUGAUGUGAAACGUUUUCCAAGGGCAAUGGCGUAAGGAACCCGUUUCGAAGAAGCACUACUCCACCCUCUGAAAGACUUGCAAAGAACAUGAGCACACAGAACUCAGCAGCCCCGUUCUUGCCGCCCUCUUCCUUGGGUCCCACACCAUCCAAGUUGCUGACAUGGCAACCCGAUCUCUGCUCCAAAUUUUAGCCCACAUGAAGUUUGCUGUUCAUCUCAUGAAGCCCUGUUGUGUUACACAGUGUACCCACCUGCAGCUAGUCAUAGUGAAUCCCCACCCCCAUGGCCCUGUGCAUGCAAGUUCUAAUUGUGCCAAAUACAGCUUAUUGUGGGAGCCUGGUUAUCACAUCAUCGCUGGCCUCCUGUGGUCCUGCAUGCACUAUGGGAGACUCUCAACCCUUCAUGAUGAUAUACCAAUGCCACACACCUUUAUAGAGAUGACCAGAUGGUAGUUAUCAGCUCUUUGGGUUUAAUCUUGUUUGCUUUGGUUUUCAUUUUGCUGGGAUGUCCCUACCUUCUUUUGGCUGGAGUUGGGAAGAAACGCAUCAGUAGUUUCUCAUGAGGAGAAGAUGGCAUGCAUUAUGGUGGAAACUGUUGCGUGUGCAAACCCUAGCUAGUUCCUCCCCUAGGUCUAUAGAGACAACUGGCCACUGACCACUCCGUAGAAGCCUACAUAACCUACAUAACCUCGUUCUAAGGCUGUGUGGUUUCUUCCCUUGUCGGUAAUGAUGCCAACUCUGGUUUUCCCCACCGACUAUUUGCUGUUGUUAUUUUUUUC